This is a messenger RNA of Ictidomys tridecemlineatus (thirteen-lined ground squirrel), 4443 nucleotides long. It is a transcript of the gene Traf1, whose product is annotated as TNF receptor associated factor 1. Gene Ontology annotation, cellular component: cytoplasmic side of plasma membrane; plasma membrane signaling receptor complex. Gene Ontology annotation, biological process: regulation of canonical NF-kappaB signal transduction; regulation of apoptotic process; signal transduction. The record is from RefSeq and is a predicted model, not a curated record. Gene Ontology annotation, molecular function: zinc ion binding; tumor necrosis factor receptor binding. Lineage: Eukaryota; Metazoa; Chordata; Mammalia; Rodentia; Sciuridae.
CUCCCCAAGCGCCGGCCUCGCCGCGCCGGACCCUGGUACCCGCGCUGCCAAGCCGGUCCCCAACCCACGGUCCCUGCCCUUCCUGCGGGCGCCUGGGGCACCCCUGGGGCCCGUUUGUCCUGAAACAGACUCGGGCUGGUGUUUCUGCGGAGCUCUGCGCGCAUCUGAAAUUGUGACUGUGGUGAAACGACAGUCACCUGCCCUGGGGGGCGUAUGGGCAGGGCUGGGGGCGACAGACUGGCCACCGGCAUUGCGGAGCAGGGCCGCAGGGGCUGGGGCGAGGACAGCGGGGCGCGAUGGGAUCGAAAGCGAUGGGAUCGAAAGCCCCGCGCCCGAGGGCGGCCCCUAAAACUUGCCAAGGGAAGCGGAGUCUGGGCCCGGCGCGCCCCAGGACCAGUGGGGAAGAUUGGGGCACGCGACGCUGGGGACUCCGCGUGCGCGGAUCUCCGUGGGUGGAUCCACCGAGAAGAAUCGAUGGAGGUUCAAGGUGGUAGGGAAAGUGGGCAAGGAGACCGACGGAGAGCAGCCGGAGACGCAGGGGGGACUCCAUCCAAAGGGGUGCGGGAAGCCAGGAAGGAAAGGAUUCCGGAAGGAAGGGCCUAGAGCAGUCAGUAAUCUUGGGGAAAUGGUUCCCAGGAGACUCAGGCACCUGUGUAGACAGUCUUUUCUAGAAGGUCUGUCGAGAGGGGAGAAAAAAAUAGUUGUGAGAGGAGGAUUUGGAAUCAGGGUUAACAAUUUUAAAGCACAUGUGAUUAGAGCAAGACUCUGGGCUCAGGCAUGCCCUGGAAGCUACUGAACUGAGGACCUUGUGCUUCCUAACCUCCAUUAACCUGCGCUUAUUAAUCCGAGUCACUGAUUAACCUCUCCCAUCUCAGUUCGCUCAUCUGUAAGAUGAGGAUAAUGGUGAUAAUAUGUGCCUGAAGGGGGGUGUGUGAAAAUUAAAUGAGAUGGUGUAUGUAAAAUACUUAACAGUGCUAAAAAGUAAUGCCUUUAUUUUUUUUUUAACUUAUUAGAGCAGCUCGGGCAUAUUUUGAUGCUGUUGGGAUGGUGCAGCUAGAGGGAGUGGAUGACAACUGGCCUGUCAGACGGGACAGAAAGGGAUGGAAGCUGCAUGGAGAGAGAAGGCUUGGGUUCCUCUUCUAUCCCAAACCAAGGGAAGGAGGGGCAGGUGGGAAUGGAGGAAGUUUGCAUGUUGGGGCAUGCAGUUAAGUGUCUGAUAGUUUGAACUAGAGUGGUGGGCUGAGAGUGCUGGGCAGGCUCAGGGAAGGGUGGAAGUCCUGAUCUACACUGCGGCCAUAGGACACAGUGACCUCUUUGCCAACAGCCCCUGGAAGCCCAGGAAAGGUGGGCCGUUGGGUUUAUCGAGGGCAGGAUGACAACAUCCAACCUGCCUUGCCCACUUGGGAGGCUCAGAUUAAGUUGACAGAUGUAAAAAUACUCUGUGUAAUUUACCAUUUUCCUCUUCUUCCCCGAUUUUGAGGAGUCAAGGGGCUAUGGCCAUAAUAUGAGUAAAAUGUCAAAGCCUUCUGAGCACAUCACUUGGACCAUGAACUGUGUUCUACUCUCACCACCAGCUCAUUCACUCAUCAUGAACAGUUGGGUGAAGCAGUAUCACUAUCCCCAUUUUUAUAGAUGCAGAAACUAAGGUUCGGGGAAGUAAAGCCCUUGUGUAAGGACUCUUAGCUAGUAAGUGGUAGAUCCAGGAUCCCAACUCAGGUCUGUCUGACCUCAAAGCCCCCGACUGGAAAUCACUUUGAAUAAGUGCAGAACCCCAGUGGCAACUCAGUGGAAUAGACAGAUGUGCAAGGGUCAUCUUUUCCAUUGAUCAGCGAGGGGAGCUCGGCUUGGAGGCUCUACCCAGUUGCCUUGCUUAUGACUCUUCUGUGGCUGAAGAACUCAGACCCUGGAGACCCACAGCCCUGAUGGGGUAACCAAGACCUACAGUGAGAAAGUGACUUUUCCCUGAAGUCACCCAGGUAAAAGUGACAGGGCAGAGCUAAAGGACCUUGAACCUGAAUUUGGGACCAGCCUACAGGACCCUGGGGAUUUCCACCAGAAGCCUUUGGUCACCAUGCAGGGGAUUUUUCUCACCACGAAGGGUAAUUCCUGCUCCAUCCCUGCUGUGACUCAGCUGUGACGUUGAACUACUCACAGCCAGAGAGGAAAAGAUCAAAUCACCAGAGACUCUGCUCACCAGAGAGGGUGGCCCAGGCCAGAACCCUCCUCUCCUCUCCCCACGGACUCCACAGGGCUGCCUUCUGGCCUGGAGCAGCUUGCACGCCCCCUGAGAUGGCCUCCAACUCGGCCAGCAGCCCCCACCAGGCCCCUGAUGAGAAUGAGUUUCCCUUCGGGUGCCCUCGGACUGUCCGCCAGGACCCACCAGAACCCAGGGCCCUCUGCUGCACAGCCUGUCUCUCUGAGAACCUGAGGAACAGCCCAGAUGGGAUCUGUCCCAAAUGCAGAGGGGACAGCCUCCAAUCUGAAAGCCCCAGGAGCCUUCUGACCCAGGAGAAGGUUCACCCUGAGGUGGCUAAGGCUGGAGUCGGGUGUCCCUUUGGUGCUAUUGGCUGCUCCUUCAAGGGGAGCCCGCAGGCCGUGCAGGAGCACGAGGCCUCCUCCUCUGCCAGCCACCUGAGCCUGCUGCUGGGCUUCGUGAAGCACUGCAAGGCCCAGCUGGGCCCUGGCCUGGGCUCUGGGCCCAUGGCCCUGGAGCAGAACCUGUCAGACCUGCAGCUGCAGGCGGCCGUGGAGGUGGCGGGGGACCUAGAGGUGGACUGCUACCGCGCCCCCUGCUCCGAGAGCCAGGAGGAGCUGGCCCUGCAGCAUUUCCUGAAGGAGAAGCUGCUGGCCGAGCUGGAGGAGAAGCUGCGUGUGUUCGAGAACAUCGUUGCCGUCCUCAACAAGGAGGUGGAGGCCUCCCACCUGGCCCUGGCCGCCUCCCUCCACCAGAGCCAGCUGGACCGUGAGCACAUCCUGAGCCUGGAGCAGAGGGUGGUGGAGCUGCAGCAGACCUUGGCCCAGAAAGACCAGGCUCUGGGCAAGCUGGAGCAGAGCCUGCGCCUCAUGGAGGAGGCCUCCUACGACGGCACCUUCCUGUGGAAGAUCACCAACGUCGCCAGGCGGUGCCAUGAGUCCGCAUGUGGCAGGACCAUCAGCCUCUUCUCCCCAGCCUUCUACACUGCCAAGUAUGGCUACAAGCUGUGCCUGCGGCUGUACCUGAAUGGGGACGGCACGGGGAAGAGGACUCACCUGUCACUCUUCAUCGUGAUCAUGAGGGGGGAGUACGAUGCUCUGCUGUCCUGGCCUUUUCGGAACAAGGUCACCUUCAUGCUGCUGGACCAGAACAACCGUGAACAUGCCAUUGACGCCUUCCGGCCCGACCUGAGCUCAGCGUCCUUCCAGCGGCCUCAGAGUGAAACCAACGUGGCCAGCGGCUGCCCGCUCUUCUUCCCCCUCAACAGGCUGCAUUCACCCAAGCACGCCUACGUGAAGGACGACACCAUGUUCCUUAAGUGCAUCGUGGAGACCAGUGCUUAGGGCAGGCGGGGCCCCUGAGGGAGGACCAGCUGAGACUGGGGGCCUGGCACCCACCACCCCGGGACACAGGAUGAUCCAAGACUGACAUGAUCUGUGCAGGACCGGCAGGUUCACCGUGGCCGCUGUCAGGAUGGCGUGACCUUGGGCUGGGCCGUACAGGCAGAGGACUAAAGGAGGUGGGCGGGGUGCUCCCAUCCGUGCAGCCCGUGCAACACUGGUAGGCCCAGGAGCGGCUCCACCCUGAAUGUUGAUGUACCCCGAGGGGCGCCCAGUGAGCCUGAGAAGAGAAGUUUGCAGGAUAGGAGAGUCUCUGCAGGGCCCCAGUGGAGAACUGGCCACACGCUGUCUCCCUGCUCAGGGCCAGAACAAGGACCAGGGGAAGGGGCAGGAGCCAAAGUGGGUUCAGUCUAUCCAGACCUGGACUGAGGCCCUCGUCACCAGAGGACCACGUGAGGGAAAGGGCAUCAGCCUGGAGGCUGCAUUUGUGGACCUUUAAUGUUUCUUAGAACCAAGGAAGCCCCAUUCCACACCUGCUGGCCCAGGGCAGCCUAGUGCCGCAGAGACUCCUGGGAACAUUCAGGAGCCUCCCGCCCUUGGGUCCCUCCGUCACCUUCAGUGCCACCAGGCGGGCUGAGCUGGCCCACACCUCCCCUGGGGCCUGGAAGCUUGGUUUCCCCUGUGAGCAGACACAGCCCCUGUGUCUGGUGUCUCCACCAGCCAGAGCCCCCCUUCCCUUCAUAAGACCAGGUCACUGCAGGCUCCGGGGAGCAGCCGUUGAACGUGGAGAAGAGAAGGGGUCAGAGACCGCUUUCCACUUCCCCUGCCUGGAGGCUGCUGGGCACCGGGCAGAGGUUGACCUUUUAAAUAUGUAUAACAACCAAAGAAAGAAAUGUUUUUUCAAAUCUC